Molecule: messenger RNA, 535 nt
Organism: Momordica charantia (bitter melon)
Lineage: Eukaryota; Viridiplantae; Streptophyta; Magnoliopsida; Cucurbitales; Cucurbitaceae
Product: non-specific lipid-transfer protein 2
Biological process (GO): lipid transport
Source: RefSeq, a predicted model, not a curated record
CAACAAUAUAAGCUGAAAAAAUGAAGGUGAACUCGUGGGGACUGGCGAUUUUGGUGGCAGUGGUUGUUGCGGGAGUGGUGGAGGUGGGAUGGGCGGUGACAUGCAGCCCAAUGCAAAUGAGCCCGUGCGUGGGCGCCAUAAUAUCAUCGAGCCCGCCGUCGGCGCUGUGCUGCAGCAAGAUCAAGGAGCAGAAGCCGUGCCUGUGCGGCUACCUCAAAAACCCUUCGCUUAGGAGCUUCGUGGACUCUCCCAAUGCCAGGAGAGUCGCCUCUGACUGUGGAACUCCAUUCCCCACUUGCUAGUUUGAAUCCAUAUAUAUAUAUGGAGUUCCUCUGUUUCAUUUCCUUCCCUAUGUAAUAUGUAUUGUGUUAUAACUCUGUUUGUGACUUUUAUGUUAAAAUAAUGGAGUUUUCUUUUUGUGUGUGUGUGUAUUUUGGAUAAUUCUGUGAUCCAACUCUCUGUUUCAUGAAAAACUUUCAUAAGUCAACUUAUUUCAUGUAUGCUGAAUAAAAGACCUUGAAAUUUUUGUCCAAAA